AUGUCUGAGGUUAAUGAUGAAGUUAAUAAUGAUAAAGUUGAUAAUGAGAACUCCUCCUCCCAACUCCUCGAAAUAAUGCCGCCGAGAAGUAAUGACAAAGUUGAAGGUCAAGAGCAAGAAGACGAAGAAAAUCCGACGGUAAUGUUUUCGGAGAGUGUUGAAAAAACGUCUGAGUCUGGGGCUUUAAAAGAAAUUACCGUGGAUGAGGUUACCCCAGAAAAAGUACCAUCCGUUAAUUUAAUUCAUGGUAAUGACUCGGAUAAUUCCGUGAAACAAUACGUUGAAGGUUUAGCUUCAGAAGAAGACGAAAAAGAAAAGUCGAAUAAUCCCUUAAAAGGGUCAGAUUUAAAUCCUAACAAAAGUAAAAGUAGGCAUAAACAAUUCAAAUGCUGUCCUGAGGGUUUCUGCGAGCUUGUGGCGCGCCGCAAGCACCGGACCGAUAAAUUAUUGGAGCGACAGGCCGAAAUAAGCACCAGGUUAGCGACUUUGGAGACAUGGCUGCCGAUGGUAACUGUGAACAAAAUAAUGCAGAGCGACUGCGACCCGCAGAAUGUCAUUAAAUACAUCGAGGAGCAGGCGGCGAUAAUGUCGGCGGUGACGAACCAAUCGACGUCGAGGCACGAAGCCCAAGAGAUUGGUGGCCUGGAAGCCGAGCGGAAGGAAGCGCUCAGGAGACACGAGGAGGCACGUACAGUGUUGCACGAAAAGCAAUUACAAUUGAAGAAACUUAAUGAACAAAUUGAGGAUGCCAAGCGGAAACAGGAGGAAUUGCAGCGCAAGAUUUAUGACGCUGAAAGAAAUAACGAGGAAAGAAAUGCGGAUCAGCUUGAGGAUGAUGAAAGUCUGUCGGAAUAUUCCUUUGGGCCGGAAGAUUUGGCGAACAUCACCAGGUUGGAGGAGCUGAUAGUCGGGGAGCACAAGGUUAAAAAGGAACUGAAGGAAUUGGAAAGAAGGGAGGCUGCGUAUGUUGAGAUUCUGAAGAAAAGCCAAUUUUGGAAAGCUAAAAAGGCUUCAGGAGGUGAAGGUACCUUCACCUGUUUGGAUGGAAAUGGGAGGAAGGUUGAUGGAGAAGUUGAUAAAUUACGUGGUCAAUUGGCAGCCAAGUCAGCGGCGAAUCAACAGCUUGCUGAUAGGAUUUGUCAAUUGGAAGACCAGAUUGAGAGUCUCGAGAGCAAAUUACGUAAUUGCAAUAAGAUUAUUGAAUUUAGAGAACAGAGGCUGGAUGAGGAGGAGAGAGUUGGUAGUGCCAAAUUGAGGGGUAAAAUGAAAACAACUAAUGGGACGGGUGACAGUGAAAUAAGUGUCAGAGAUAAGGCGACGCUUGCUAAAGUUACAACAACAGAUAGAUCUUCUGGCUCGGGGAGCAGGAGAAAGGUACGAUCAACUUCUGACGGGAAAGUCACUGAAGAAAAAUCAGUAAAUGCGGUUAUUGGUACAAGCUCGAAGAAUACUCACACUAGGAUAGAAGUUACUGAUCGAGCUGUUCAGGAUCCUAUUCCGGGGGAUUCGAGUAGGGACAUUAGCGGUGAAAAAUCAUCCACAAAUGAAAAAAUUCAGUCUAUUCAGGAUACUCGCUCUUCUUACACGUCUUCUGAGAAUAAGGAUGGUAAAUUACAAGGGAAUCUCAAGGGUGAGACUGGGGAGGAAACGGUUGAACGUAUUACUACAUUUGAUGAAGCACAAAUAUCCGGAAAGACAUUAUUAUCUGGAACAGACAAUGAAUCAUCACGGGUUGUAGUAGACAGUUCAGCUUGGAACAACGAUAAAACUUUAAGAGAUAAUGGUCCUGGCUUAGAUGAUAAUCGUCCCGGAGAAAUGGAUACUGGAAGAGGUAAACGUCUCUCAGCUCAGUCCUCCAGCAAUGAAAAAUUAGAUCGAGAAGCUAAAGUACUAUUUGGUAAUCCAGAAUCUUUAUUGGACGACAGUACUGCCAGUAAAAUCGCUCACUUGAAUUUAUCGACUAUUCCCCAAUUGGAGGAUCAUAAUACCCGCAGUAUCAAUGAUCAGUCUACUCAGUAUGAGAUGGAGCUGCCUUUUGGACCCGAAAACGCUGAGAUUGAGAACAGCCGUGGAAUAAAUCCUGAUGUUUCUGGUGAGCGUCAUUCAAUUAAUGAACUGGCUCUUGAUCAAUCUUCCCAACGGGAAUUUCGGGCUGCUUCUGGUGAUAAAUCAUUUGUGUCGAUGAAAUCGAGGUUGAGCAGGGAAGAAACCAAUUAUGAUAUCUCUGGAAUUCCUGAUGAUACCUUGGAUCAGAGUCUUGAUCAAUCAAAACACAGCUCAGCGAGGUUUGAAGGUGAGAAAAGCAAAGGUACUUCUAAACAAAGUCGCAACCAAUCUAAGCACAAUUCAGUGAAAUUUGAAGAAACUCAUAAAAGCGACGGACAAUCUUUUAAAUCGAUGAAAUCAGAAUUGAGCAAAGAGUUGACAAAUUACGAAUUUUCUGACGUUGAAGAUGAUCAACUCCCUGAAGCUAUUAGUACAAGCAAAGCGCAAUCUUCUGCAAAAUCAUUUGUAUCACUGAAAUCCCAAUUGUCCAAAGAAGAAACGGAUUACGGGGUAGAUCAAGCAGCCUCGGGGCAAGAACCAGCAACGAUUUCUGUUAAACGAAACGAACUGGAAUCAUGGUUAAAGAGUCUUUAUUCUACGCACUCAAAAUGCAGAGAAUGUGAUAUUAAAAAGCCCGAAGUUAUUGAAAUUAUAGAGGCAAUACAGCGGCAUUUAGAGAUUGGAUCGUUGAGUGAAGUGACCAAGACAGGGGAUCAGUCCCAUCAAAUUCAAAUGCGGAGUGUUAAUUAUGAUCCAAAUCAAGAUUUAAUAACAGACGGGAAGAGGUCUUUGAUUAAAAAACGAGGCACAAAACCACGGAAUCUUGAGUUGAGGCAAAGUAUUGGAGAAGAAGAAGAAAUGAUGAUGAUUAAAGAGCAUAUUGGGCUGCCAUCAGGAACGUCUACGCCGAUUGACAAAGAAUCUACACAAACAGCAGAGCUUCGGGAGGAUAAUUACGGUAUCGAUCCGGCUAGGUCAAUCCAGUAUUCUGGUUCCUAUCGGCAGGCGUCUUCAGAUGUUGGGGGCGAAGAUAGAGAAGCAAUACGCUCAGAAUCAAUUAACAGUAAAUCAAUAGGCUCAAAGGUAAAUACGCCUGGUGGAAAUAAUGUUUCGAGCGGUAUACAAGUACAAUUUAGUCCUAAGGCGGAUGAUAGAGAUAAACUGAGUGAGAGAGAUUUUAUAAGGACAGCUGAUACAAUUACUAGCUUGACAAUGGACAAAGUUUAUGGAGAUAGACGUGAUGUAGGUACUUUGGUAACACCCCCACUUGUAGAUGAAUCGCAAUCAGACCAUCCAGAUGCUUCAUUAUUACUGAACGAGAAUAGUCAGCGGCAGAAGCAACAGAAUCGAGAUGAAACCAACAACUCAGGCGCAGCUUCUAUUGUACUGCUAUCAAAUGUGGAUAUUAUAUCCGUGGAUCUAGAUACUGCUACUACUACAACAACUACUUCUUCUGGUGGUAAUACUGCUACGGCAAGCACCAGUACAAGCAAUUUAUCUGCAAGAGGCGAAGGUAAACCUAAAUUUAAAGGGCAUCACAAGGUUUUAGCGGCGAAUCCAACGCCUCAGGGAGAAAAUUUUAAAGAACUUGAUAGAAACACGGGAUCUUAUGCUAGCAAAACGAAUUCUUCAGAAUCCGCAAGAGCUUUAAGCUUGAGGAUGGGCGACGUCGACCGUAAAAUUGACGAAACUUCACCGAGAGGUAGAGCUAGAGGGAAGAUAAAGGAGCAAAGGAUAAAAUCUUUGGAAGAUAAACCGAGAAAAGAGAAGAAAAUUUAUCGGAAUGAAGAAACAAGUAUGAACGAAUUUGAUGGAUUAAGUGAUACCGAUGGGGAUAGGAGGAAAUUUAUAAAAAAACCAUCGGACAGACGACCAAUCACUGCCGGACAGACUCACGCUCUUGACAGAAGAUUGUCAUCAGACAGCCUCAAACCCUGCUGCAUUUGUCACCAGGUCCGACAAGGCGAAAAGCUGACGAUGAGUCAAUACGAGGAAUUAGUGGCGAGAGCGGGUCAGGGGGCAAGUCGUGUUUGCUUAAUAGAGUCAACAUCGGAAUUCACUGAUCAGCAAACACAGCCAAGCCAUAAAACUAAGCCCUCAAAAUCCAGCCGAAGAAAACCAGAGACUGGCAACACCUCUAUCAAACUUAAACGCCCGAAGCCACCCAAGGGUUAUCCGGACUUUAGCUGUGAAGUAUGCGACUGUGAUCCGUGUGGUACUGGCAACAAUAAAUCACAGUCUGGGCCGAGUAGCCCGAGGUCAGACGAAGACGGGACCAGGUCCAGACCUCGGUCUCAAGCGAACAGCGGUCGCUUCAAGAGGUGA
Molecule: messenger RNA, 4371 nt
Organism: Cotesia congregata
Lineage: Eukaryota; Metazoa; Arthropoda; Insecta; Hymenoptera; Braconidae
Source: the annotation of a GenBank genome assembly